Molecule: messenger RNA, 1614 nt
Organism: Lycium barbarum (goji berry)
Lineage: Eukaryota; Viridiplantae; Streptophyta; Magnoliopsida; Solanales; Solanaceae
Product: F-box protein CPR1-like
Exons: 2
Coding region: 104-1261 (385 amino acids)
Molecular function (GO): protein binding
Source: RefSeq, a predicted model, not a curated record
AGCCGGUGUGUGUUUCUAAAACUCCAACUAUUUCCUUCAUUUCCAAAAACCCUUAAACCCUACACCAGACAGUAACCAGUAACCAUUUCCUUUCCACACAACAAUGUCGAACAUUCCCCCUGAACUAAUCAGUGACAUAUUUUCUCUACUUCCAGUGAAGUCACUGUUGAUAUUCAGGUGCUUAUCUAAAUCAUUCAAAGCCCUUAUUGACAGCCCAAAAUUCAUCCAAGCCCACCUCAAACAUCAAUCCCUUAAACCCAACUCAGAUAUGAAGCUUAUUCUCAAGUCUCACAAUCUUUUCUCGCUUGACUUCACUUCAAUCUGUAACAAAGACUCAACCCAACAACCAAAAGAGCUUCAACACCCGUUAAAACAUCUCAAUGGCCCAACACAUGUACUAGGUUCUUGUCGUGGUUUGCUUUUGAUAUGUAACAGCUUUAAUGACAAUGGUGUUUGGAAUCUGUAUACUAAGAUGUUUCGAAAAUUGCCUGUUUGUGAUAUUAACCCUCCAAGAAGAACUCCAUGUGGACAAGGUCCUGGUUUGGCCCAAAUUUGUGGUGGUUUUGGGUAUGAUGAUUCUACUGAUGAUUAUAAGGCGGUUAAAAUAGCUCAAUGGUACCACCCUGAUGAUGAACCUCCGUUAGUUUCUGCGACGAUGGUUUAUAGUUUGAAGUUGGGUGUGUGGAAGAAUGUUCAGGAUUGUCCUUAUUGGUUGAUUAAGGAAGAUAAUGGCACGUUUGUUGGAGGUGCGUUGAACUGGAUUGCUACUGAGGAACCGUUAGUGAGGGGGAGUCCCGUGAUUCUUGUUGGUCUUAAUCUUGCAAGUGAGAGGUUUGAGGAGGUGUUGUUUCCUGAGAAUUUGGGCAAGCCGUUGAAAUCGAAUUUGGCUGAAUUGGGAGAAUGUAUUUGUUUGGUUUUAGGUUACGUCACUAAUGCAAGGAAUCAGGUGUUAGAUCAUGUUGACAUAUGGGUGAUGGAGGAGUAUGGAGUGAAAGAGUCUUGGGUAAAGUUGUUUUCAGUUGAGCAGUUAGAGGGUCGUCAACAUUUCAGUUAUCUAAGGCCAAUAGCAUAUUCAGUGAGUACAGGUAGGGAUGAAGUUCUUCUGGAAAUGGAUAACAAAAAGUUCCUAUGGUAUAAUCUUGAAAAGAAGGCAAUCAAACAUGCUAGGAUUAGUGGCGGUUUUGACUAUUUCGAAUCCUUUGUCAGCUUGGGAAGCCUUGUCCCCUUAUAUGGGAAUGGAUAUGAAAAGAUUGAACUUUAAAGCAACUAGAGAGAUGUUUAAAUUGAGAGUAUAGAGGUACCUAAUCCAGCAGCUGGAUAAUCCGAUGUGUUAGCAGUCCUUGGUGGUCUCCCAAUAGUGUACAGUAGUAAUUAUUUACAGUAGUAGUAAUUUACAGUAGGAAUUAUUUACAGCAGUAGUAAUUUACAGUAGUAGUUAUUUGCAGUAAUUAUUUCUUUGUAGUAGUUAUCUGCAGUUUCUUUUGUAGUAGUUAUUUGCACUUUCUUAUUCUAGUAAUGUUAGGAAAACAUGUCCUAGUUAUUAGGGGUAGUUAUCUUAUCAGCUGUAUUUAAACUCUAUGUUUAUUCAAUGAAGUUAGGCAGAAAAUUAUUCUA